This is a messenger RNA of Danaus plexippus (monarch butterfly), 526 nucleotides long. Its product is annotated as NADH dehydrogenase [ubiquinone] 1 alpha subcomplex subunit 6-like. The coding region runs from base 94 to 468 and encodes 124 amino acids. The transcript has 3 exons. The record is from RefSeq and is a predicted model, not a curated record. Gene Ontology annotation, biological process: response to oxidative stress. NCBI's taxonomy places the organism in Eukaryota, Metazoa, Arthropoda, Insecta, Lepidoptera, Nymphalidae.
AUGUUGACAACAUGAUCUUGACUGUCAAUCGAAAACGAAAUAUUUUUGACCAUAUAUUUGGGAUUUGUGAACUCUAAACUCUAUAUUUCAAUAAUGUCUGCAAGACAAGCCAUACAAGUUGGCACUAAAACCGUUAAGCCAGUCCUUUCUGUAACUCAAGGAGAGGCGAGGUUGCGAGUGUUAAAUUUGUACAAGGCUUGGUAUCGUCAAAUCCCGUACAUAGUCAAAGAUUUUGAUAUCCCAAAAUCAGAAGAACAAUGCCGUGCUAAGCUAAAGGAAAUCUUUUUAAGGAACAAGGAUGUGACUGACAUUAGAGUUAUUGAUAUCCUCGUUAUCAAGGGACAAAUGGAAUUAAAAGAAUCUGUCAACAUCUGGAAGCAAAAGGGGCAUAUAAUGGCAUAUUUCAAGCCUACUGAAGAACCUAAGCCUAAAGAUUUCCUUUCAAAGUUCUUCUCGGGAGUUGAAUGAUUUAUUUAGUUUGUUUAAGGAAAUGUUAUUAUCUGUAUAGUACAUGUGAAAUAGCCUA